Molecule: messenger RNA, 943 nt
Organism: Drosophila albomicans
Lineage: Eukaryota; Metazoa; Arthropoda; Insecta; Diptera; Drosophilidae
Product: myb-like protein A
Exons: 2
Coding region: 101-943 (280 amino acids)
Source: RefSeq, a predicted model, not a curated record
AACAACAACAGCAGCAACUGCGAUUGCAAUUGCAACUGCGGCAGCUAACCACGCGACACAGCGGCAACCAGCGGAGUUCUGUCCAUAUUGCCAUUAAAAUAUGGGCCAAGAGAUAUCCCAACAGCAGCAGCAACACCACAACCAGAACCACAACCAGAACCACAGCCACAGCCACAACCACAACCACAGCCAUAACCAGAACCACAAUCACAAUCACAAUCAUAACCUCAAUCAGAACGUGAAGCGUGCACAGCAGGCACAUCGCAAGAGCUACAAGGAUCCCAUCUAUACGCCAGCCAGCAAUCUAUCGAGCAGCUCCAGCUCGAACAGCACCGACGACUACGACGCCAACUAUCGAUUGCGUCACAAAUACAAUCUAACCAAACAGACAUACGAACGGACCAAAGUGCUGGGCAUUGGCAGCACUCAAUCGGACAGUGAUUCGCACUACGCCAAGUUAAAUCACAACAACAACAGCAGCAAGUACUUGCAACGCAGCUCGUCGCAGAGUUCGGACAGUGGCAUCUACAAUUCGUCGUGUCAUUGCUCCUCGUUGUCAUCGCUGUCGGCGGUCAGCAGCAGUUCGGCAAGCUCGAGCAGCGGUUGUCCCAGUUCUCUGGUGUCGAGUAAAUCGAGUCGUUCGUUGGACAAACAGAAACACUAUUUGAGCCACCAUCUGUAUAUCAAAUCCUAUCUGGAUAUCUUGGAGGAGGACGAACGGGCGCGCGCACACUUCAAGUCAGCGCGUCCGGGCGGCAUACGCAAUUAUACGCCGAAAAUCCUCGGCGGUGAUUCGGCGAGUUCAACACUCUCAGCCAGUGCACCUGCAUCGAGUUUCGGUUAUCCGUCACAUCAGACAUCAGCUUCUAAGCAGCGAAGCAGCGUUAAUUCGACGACAGCUGUGGUUACGGGCAGAAAUUGUAAGGACGAUCCUUGGAUUUGA